Messenger RNA from Paramecium octaurelia, 563 nucleotides. The record is from the annotation of a GenBank genome assembly. Lineage: Eukaryota; Ciliophora; Oligohymenophorea; Peniculida; Parameciidae.
AUGUUUAGUGCUAUUGUUCUCUUGGAUAUAAUCAAUAGUAUAUAGGUAAAUGAAAUCCCAAUGGUGGUAUGCAAUUCAUUGAUUUUAUUGUUUUCCAUAAGUAAAUUCGUCCAUUUAAAUGCCAAGUUCAUUACUUCUUCAAAAUAAGGAUUAAAGAAUGUGAAUACCUGCUGAUAAUCGUCUUGUUCUUUCACAAUGCCAUAUAAAUCUAUUAUUACUAUGGAAUAAAAUCAUUGUGGUUUUUGAUUUAUCUUUUACAAUAUUCAAAUCGGAAUAAGAUACUCAAAUACUUAAGAAUUGUAAAUUUACUUAAUUUAUGGUAAUAUUAUAAUAUAAUAUAUCUAUUCUAUAUGAUGGUCAAUUAUUGUAUUUUCAUCUUAAUUUAUCAAAUUUACAAUUAAAAAGAAUAGGUGUCAAAAAUCAAUAUUGCAGAAAAUAAAUUAUUGAAGAUAUCAAGUAAUUAAUAAUUUUUAAACUAUUUGGUCAAAAAUGCAAUGAACUCUCAAAAAAUACCUCCUCUUCAACUAUAAUUAAUUGUAGACUACUCCAAAUUAAACCAUUGA